Messenger RNA from Salpingoeca rosetta, 1442 nucleotides. RefSeq lists its product as uncharacterized. Gene Ontology annotation, molecular function: methyltransferase activity. Lineage: Eukaryota; Choanoflagellata; Craspedida; Salpingoecidae. The coding region runs from base 49 to 1395 and encodes 448 amino acids. The transcript is spliced from 10 exons. Gene Ontology annotation, biological process: RNA methylation. The record is from RefSeq and is a predicted model, not a curated record.
ACUUUUCAGCACCGACACGGAACGUGCUCACACACCUUGUACAAAACGAUGAGCGACAACGACACAGACACACGUGCAGAGCAGACACAGCCUGCGCAGCCGCAGUCGUCGCUGCAGAUGAAGCCGGAGGCACUGCCCGCUGCGUUUCGAGCGUUCUUGAGAGACAACGACAUUGAUGAGGACGCGUACACAGCGGCAUUCGAACAUCUGGAUCUGCGGUACAUUCGGCUAUCCAAGCGUGUGCAACUGAAAGAGGAAGAACUUGGCGCAGAGUUUCCUGGCAUCCGUCCGGUUCCUUGGUGUCCCGGGUUCUAUGCUAUGCCGCACACAGCCAAGCUGGCAUCUUCAGCGUUGUACACCAACGGCCAUGUCUAUGGAAUGGAUGUGAGCUCAGGCGCUGCCGUGACGGCCCUGCAGAUUCAACCGGGAGACCACUGUCUCGACCUCUGCUGCGCACCUGGCGCCAAGCUGUGCAUGAUGAGCGACCUGAGUGGUGAGGAAGGAUCUGUCACGGGUGUCGACGUCAGCAGGGAGCGGCUGGCAGCAUGCCGUACACUUCUCCUCAAGUACAAGCACGAUAAUGUGCGCCUGUAUCUGGCUGACGGGCGUUCGUUCAGCACAAGCGCGCCCGCGCCACCGCAGCCUUGCUCGUGCCAUUGCAGACUUGAUGUGAACGGCAGCGAUGGUGACAGGCACGGAUCCGACGACGCCACGAGAGAUCGCGCUCAACAGCAGCAGGAACAACAGGAACAGCAGCAACAACAACACGAACAACCACUGCAACAGCAUGGGCACCCUCGUCCUGGUCGACGCAAGAUUCCCAAACGCGACAGAAUGCAUUUUGUCAACGGCAUGUUUUAUUGCGCAAGACCGCUGCUGGAGCGCUAUCGACUUGAUCGGCCGGCCCAGGCGGUGGGCGGUGGCUGCACGUGUCACACGCACAGUCGCCUGUAUGACAAGGUGAUGGUUGACGCUGAGUGCACACAUGAUGGGUCAAUCAAGCACAUCAUCAAAUACAACGAGUGGGGCUGGGACACGUUUGAGCGGCGGUUCUUUGAUCCACAUCGGAUAGAAACGCUCGAGGCAUUACAGCGGCAGCUGCUGACCACAGGCUUUUCUCUCCUCAGACCGGGCGGGCGCCUCGUGUACAGCACCUGCAGUUUUGCAAAGAGGCAAAACGAGAGCAUCAUUUCGUGGUUCCUCGACGCAACGCCAACGGCGCGUCUCCUACCCGCUGAUCUCCCGUCCUCAACGCCGCACACACAUCCACGUGAACAGCGGCUCAAACACUGCAUCAAGUUUAACCCAAAGGUGUCUGGCACGAGUGGGCUCUUCGUUGCUGUCAUCACCAAGACGGAGGCAUCCAGACAACAGGCUGACGUGGCAACCGACUAACUCAAACGGUACUCAUCGACACACACACACACACAAUCUUUGUCUGU